UCAGCGAAUUAUUUAAAUACAGUGUUUAUUUUGUUGGCAUGUUUUGGUUGAUUUUUUCUGUGGAUGGUUGCUGUUAGUGAUGACAUCAUCAGCAACAUCAUCGCUGUGUAUUAUUUUUUGGUCUCUCAAUUCUAUUCCAUUCUGUUUUGUUCUAAUGUUUAGAAAAGGCUAAAUUCAUACGAAAUCGAAACGUUUAAAAUAAAACGACCAGCAAAAGCACGCGUACCCAAGCACACACACGCACACAGUUGAAAGUCAAAUAACAACAAACAAUCGAAAGAUUACAAAAUCAAUAAGCAGCCGCCUUUUGGCUGCCAACAGCUGGAAUCUUCAAAUUGGAGUCGAAAGGUGUUUGUUGAACACGGCACAGCAACGACGGGGACGACGCCGCCGCCGCCACCAGCUUCAGGAUGGUGUUCGAGGCCAUAGUCGCAGAUGUGCUCAACAAGGUGCUGGGUGAUUACAUUGAAAAUUUGGAUCACAAACAAUUGAAAAUUGGCAUCUGGGGAGGCGAUGUGGUCUUGUCCAAUCUGCAAAUACGCAGCAAUGCGCUGGAUGAGAUGGACUUGCCCGUUCAGCUAGUCUAUGGCUACUUGGGCAAAUUGGUGUUGAAAAUACCCUGGAAGAAUCUGUAUAGCCAGCCGGUUAUAGCCAAUAUUGAUGAUCUCUAUGUGCUUGUCAGGCCCAACAACAAUGUCAGAUACAACCCCGAAAAGGAGGCCAAAAAUAAUUUGUCUUCCAAAAUGGUUGCACUGGAUGCCCAGGAGGCAGCACGCAAAAAGGAGCUAGAGCCGGCUGUGCCCAAGCCCGAUGCUGGGUUCGCGGAAAAGUUGACUGCACAAAUUGUUAACAAUUUGCAAAUCAAAAUUAGCAAUGUGCAUUUGCGGUAUGAGGACUCAACAACGAUGGGCUCGCCGUUCUCGUUUGGCAUAACGCUGCAUGAACUGGAACUGUACACCACGGAUAAGAACUGGGAAAAGACCUAUAUGACGGAACGUGCUCCGGAAGUCUUUAAAAUUGCGAAUCUCUCCUGCCUCGCUGCCUACAUGAACUGCAAGGCUAAACUCUAUGCGGCUGAAGAAAGGGAGGUGCUUGUCGAAAGGUUCCAGCAACAAAUAGCACGCAAAGGCUAUAAGCCCACCAACUACUGUUAUGUUCUGGGUCCCAUUUCCUGCAUUUCGAAGUUGAAGCUGAACAUGAAUCCGGAACUGGAUGAGCCAGCAUUUGAGAAGCCCAAAAUUGAUCUUAGUUUGGAGAUGGAAUCGCUUAACGUGGGCUUGACCAAUAAACAGUUCCACUAUCUUAUGCAGCUAGGCGACGCCAUGAAUCGCAUGCAGCUAGGCUUGCCGUAUCGGCAAUAUCGGCCCUACAAUAUACCUUACAAGGGUCACGCCAAGAACUGGUGGAAAUUUGCAAUUACCGCUGUGCUCGAGCAUGAUGUACGACGUGUGAAUCAGACCUGGAGCUGGGCUUACAUAAAAGAGCAUCGUGAACGUUGCAAUGUCUAUGCAGAUAAAUACAAAGAACGUGAAACAAGUAAAAAGCCAAGCAAAACGCUGGAGGAGUCCUGUAAGAUGCUCGAAGAAAAGUUGGAUCUCUUCAAUCUUUUACUCAUAAGACAACGCGUUAAUAUCGAUAUAGCCAAGUUACGCGAUUCAGAGCCACCGCAGAAAUCCGGCUGGUUUGGCGGUUGGUGGGGUGCUAAUGCGGCAAAGUCAGAUAACGACGAUGGCGCUGCCACUGGUCUUAAAUUGGCCCGUAAAUUUGAGGCGGCUAUGACGCCAGAGGAGAAGGCCAAAAUGUACAAAGCCAUUGGUUAUGAGGAGAAUUCGCAGCCGAAGGAUCUACCUAUAGGUUAUGUGGCUCUUAAAAUGAAUUUCAAACUAAUUGCACUCGAGAUUGGCCUAUACCAGGAAGUGCAGCUUAACGACGAUCAAGGCAGCGCACUUGAUUACUUUAAUUUGCCUUCGAUAAUAUUGUUGAAGUUUUCAAUGGCAACCGCAACGAUUUUGCAAAGACCGGCCGCUGAUGCCAUUUGCCUGACAGCCGGCAUGAAGAGCUUAAAGAUGACGGGAGUAACUCAAAAUCAGAACAGACCCGUACUGGUCGAGUCCAUAACAACGGAUGAAUUUAAUUUGCUGGACAUAUUCUUCGAAACGAAUCCGAUUGAUAUGCUCUGCAAUCAACGUGUCAAAGUCGUCGCUCGUCCACUGCAGAUCACCUUCGAUUCCCAGACUAUUAUGGCUCUUACCAGCGUUUUUAAGCCGCCGACUGAUGUGAACUUAUCGAAAUUCGAGCAAUCGGCUGCUUCGAAGCUGGUUGAUAUCAAGGAGCGCUCAGCAACGGGAAUGCAGUACGUUAUCGAUCAGAAAUCGGUACUAGAUGCUGAUAUAUUGCUUAUGCCCAACAUAUUGGUGGUGCCGCAUGGUGGUUACUAUGAAGCCGACGUGAAAUCUCUGAUUGUAAUAAGUCUGGGUCAGGUGCAUGUAACAACAAAGCCCCACAAACGCACCACAGACCAUAUUAAGGCCAUGCAUAGUGAGGGUGUCGAAAAGACGGAGAUAUUGAAGACUGUUAUGGAAAACUCCUACGACAGAUUCAUUGUAAAAAUAAAUGAUGUGCAAAUGCUAGUGGUGCGGCCACACGAGCCGUGGCAGAAUAUCCUAACGAUGGCCGAGUCAUCUGAAUUGCAUGUGCUGCUACCGACAUCGCUUCAGGUGGUAGCUGCGGUGUGCGUCUUUGACAACGAUCCGCGUUUGCCCAAGAUCAAAGUCGACAUUGAGAUGCCGGCGGUGCAGUUCACCAUUACCGAAGAUCGUAUGAUAGAGGCUGUUGAUUUGGCCACCAACAUACCGCUACCACAGAGUAAUAGUGGCGCAGAAAUUGCCCCCGCUUUGCGACGCUCAAGCAGCUCGAUUUCGAAUUUCAUAAAUCGUGAAAUUAAGAAACGGGCCGCCCCAUCUUCCAUUAUAAAGCCAACGGUUGAAGCGGAAAUAACACAGUAUACCAAUGUCGAGUUGAAUUUCUCACUUAAAAAAAUCUCUAUCAAGCUGGUCGAGGCGAAUAGACUCUGUGAAACAGAAAAAACAGAAGAAGCUGAAGGGUCGUUCGUAUCACCAGACCUGUCGACGACCACACAUAGUCAAUUGUCAAGUGGAUCCGCCAUUCAAUAUUUAAAUCAGACCCUAUUCUUUGAGAUUCUUCAAGUGGAGACAUAUAUGGCACAGCGUACCUAUGAAACAGUUGCAUCUAUUAAGUUAGGCAGUAUAAAUCUGAAACACUUUGAUUGCGUGGACGCUAAGAAUAAUGUGUUGGAUAUCAUAAAUACGCCCGGAUAUGUGAAAGAUGAGAAAUAUCUGUUCACAAUCAACUAUACGAUGGCCGAUAAAUUGUCGCCGGAGUUUAAUACAAAAUACAAUUCCAUCGAACAGCUGAUGGUGGCCAAUUUCGAGGUGCUCGACGUUGUGCUGCACCAGGAGUGCCUGCAGCGCCUAUUGAAAAUGGCAAACAAUUUCCAGAAGCGGUUAGAUUUGAUAUUAUUAAAUGUAAAGCCGCACGAUCGCUAUGCAUUUGCUGGUGAAGGCGAUGGACUAAAGCACAAGCUGCAAGUCAUUAUGGAAGAUGCCGAAACAAUCGCCAGCCAAAAGUUGCCUGCACGCCGGCUGCGAAAGAGCAAAACUGUCGUGGCUAGUGUGAAAAUGCGCAUGAUUGCGAAUAUUGAAGCGAUUAGCCUUCAGCUAACCUCACGCAAGCGACCGCUGUCCAUGAUGCAAGUGAAGAACUUCGUGACAAACGUAACGCUAAAGGACUCUUACACCGAGGUGAACAUCGGACUCAAAGAUAUUGUCGUGCGUGAUCUGAAUCCAAAUACAAUACACACGGAUAUAUUGAGCAUUGUGGGUCAGGAUGCCUUCCAUUGUCAGCUGGUAAUAUACAACAAGGAGUUCACUCAAGACUACAAUUCGGAUGAUAUGAAAGUAACUGUGGACGUUGGCUGCAUUAAGAUUAUAUUCCUCAACUGGUUUGUCACCGGCAUACUGAACUUUACAAGCCACUUCCAGACUGCCCAGGAAGCACUCACGAAUGCCAGCGCAGCUGCUGCCCAAUCAGCUAAACAAAAUGCAAUCGAUGCCUACGAAAAGGCAACGCGCUUGAAACUCAAUAUUAGAAUCAAGGCACCCGUUAUACUUGUGCCGGUGAAUUCACAGAGCAGAAAUGCAUUGGCCAUUGAUUUGGGUUUGCUGGAGUUGACAAAUAAUACUAGCGAGAAGAGAGUGCCUCUUUUUAAUCAAAACGCAGUCAUUGACGAGAUAAAACUGCAGAUUAAAGAUGUCAAAAUAUCGAAGGUGGUUAUUUUGGAAGAAAACCCUACAAUAGGCGAUGAUGUCGAUGCUGUUCUUGGGAUUCAAAACUCAGGAAAUAUGAUGGAUCCCAUGAGUUUUACGCUAUCGAUUACGCGCAAUCUAUCCUUCUCUUGGUACACGGAUAUGCCAGAGGUGAAUCUGUCGGGUCACUUAAAGUCCGUUGAGCUAACUCUCUUCAUGGACGACUAUGCGCUUAUCAUGUCUAUCAUGAAUCUCAAUUUGAACGAGGGCUAUGCUGAGUUUCCACCGCGGGAAAUUGUCGAACGGCCACAGUCACGUAGUGUUCAUCAAAUCGGUACACAACAAGAAGUAUAUACCAUGGCGGAAUCUGUAGUGGAACCACAAAAAGUAUGCGAAAGUCUUAAGAUGAACUUUCAGUUUGAUGGCGUCAUUAUAAAUUUGAUGGAGGAAGAAGGCGACGGCUUGGCAUGCUUCGGAAUUUACUAUUUGUCCCUGAAGGGUACCAAACUGAACAAUGGCACGCUCAGUAUAUCCGUUGUCCUUUGCAACAUACAAUUGGAUGAUACGCGUUCAACCAACAGAAGUAAAAUUCGACAAUAUCUUAGCUGUAAGAACUGGGAUGCGGAGAAAACCAGAAAAGAUAAAAUUCUUGAGUCCUGUCAAAAUGAGCUAUCGAACUACAUGGUUGAUAUAACGGCGAUUAUAAAAGAGGAUGACAUCUUCGCUGAAGUGCGAGUGCGCAGCUUUGAUUUGAUCGUUUGCAUUGAUUUUCUGUUGAAGUUGACACUGUUUCUGAGUUUGCCCACCGAUUCAGGAUCGCUUGGGAAGAGCGCGUUUACGGAAACAGCAACAGUGGCACGAGGCGGUGCAAAAAAGACAGUCGAUACGCUAUCAGUUACAGACACCGCUUCAACGAAAAAGGUGAAUCUGAUAUUGCACAUUGAUCAGCCGGAUAUUAUAUUGGUUGAAAGCCUGGAUGAUCUGAAUACUAUGGCAAUUGUGUUUAAUGCACACGCCCAUCUCAAUUAUCGGUCUAUUGGCGACAAGCAGAUUAUCAAUGGGGAAAUCAAUGGACUUAAGAUAUAUAUGUGCUCAUUUUUGCCAGAACGACGCGAGUCGACGCGUCAUUAUAUUCUGCAUCCGGCUGUUAUCAGUUUGCAGGGUUCCACGCCCGAAUCAGAGGGAAUGCACAUUAGCCUUAAGCUCAGUGAUAUUAUCAUUAAUAUAUCGCCGACAACAAUUGAGCUGCUGAACAAAGCGAUGCUCAGCAUUAGUAGCGGUGCGGCUGAGAAGGCUGCCAUUGAUAGAGAAGAGCCGGAUUAUUCACGAAUUUGGCAUCCGACCGUGUUCCAUUCUAAGACCUAUUGGUUUACAAAAGUGGAAGAGGCCACUGAAGCGAGUGAAAUACGAAUAUCGAACCAAAGUAACGGGCCGCAGAAAACAGAGAAAUGCGUGGUUGAGAUGCCCAGCAUAACCAUUGUGAUUGAAUCGGGCCAAGGAUACUAUACAAAGCCUCUCAUUUCACUGGACACACGUAUGACGGCUGUAUUUAAUAACUGGAGCCGCAACUUUACUGCGCAUGGCUCCCUAACGCUGAAUAUGAACUAUUACAAUCAAUUCAUGGCUGAAUGGGAACCAAUCAUUGAGCUGAACGAGGUGGUGGGACGUAAUGGCAGCAAAGAGUAUAUACCCUGGGAGUUGCAGUUCGAUAUGAGCUUUGAGAAGACGGAAAAUGAAUUUGAUGAAUCGCACGAGGAAACAGCUAUGAACAUUCGCAUACAUUCCCAAGAGAAUCUGGAAAUAACGUUGAGCAAAACGUGCAUCAACCUGCUCAAAGAAUUGGGCGAAGCCUUUUCGCAAGCCAUCGACAAGAAGGGCAUCCACAAGCCAGAGGUCAUUGCUCCUUAUGUGGUAGUCAAUGAUACGGGCUUUGACAUCACAUUGGAUCUGAGAAGAGGCAUCUUUACGCUGCACGAAGUGCAUCGCGGAGGCAAACACGAUAAUAGCCAUUUAGUUCUACACUCGGCAAGCAACGCAGAUGAUAAACUGAUUGAUCCAGCGAAUAUACAAAACUGCACUAUUUCAGCUGGCGGAAAAGCCUAUUUACAAACCAAGGACUUAUCAACGUUGAGCGAAAGCCAAUUUGACGAUUAUAGUCUCUAUGUGACGAUCGGUAAUAUAACGGAAACAGUUGUGCUGCCGGUUAGCAAAGCCGACACGCGUUACUUUCCGCUGACUUCUAAAACUCAGUAUGAACAGUGGUCCAUUGUAUCCCAAGUUAAGCUGGAGUAUGGCACCACCAUCAUCAAUAUACAUGGCGUUUUAAGCAUCCUCAACCAUUUUAUACGACCAAUUACGGUGCAUCGUCGCCAUGAGAAAGAAGAUCGAUUCAUUCUUGUUGGUAAGGCGCAACCUAAUGAGCUUUUCAAUGUGCCGCUCCACGCCAUCUAUACCGCUGAUAAGGAGCUGUACUUUUCGAUUAAGGGCUAUUACACGUCAUCUCAGGGAUUCAGCUGGAGUGUCAAUCAAUCAGAUAUGAACUAUGAGGGUCAAAUUCAAUGCGAACCCAUCGACGCAUUCGAGCCGCUCAACAUAAAUGUGCAGCGCCGCAAGCAUGAGAUUUUCUUUGAAACCACCAACAAGUAUCGACUUAGAAGCGCACAUUAUACGAUUCAUCUAUAUCCUCCACUAUCCCUGCGCAAUUGCUUGCCCAUUGACAUAAAAGUCUCUGUGGCUGGCUGCUUGGGUCGCCAGGCUAACGCCGAUGCCAACGCAGGUCGCACAGUGGAAGAAGUUGGUGGAUUAGAAGAGCGCUAUGUAAAGGAGGACUUCCUUGAUUUUGGCGAAAAGGAAGUGAGUCCCGGACACGUCCUGCAUUUGCCCACAGUCCGUAUGUCCGCCAAUGGCAAAGAUUCAAAAAGUGUGCUAGUAGUACGGCUAUUGCAAUAUCUGGAGAAGGAUUGGUCACAUGCCUCUGAAAUUCCCAAUCCCAAUAAUGACGUAACCAUUUGGACAUUUUGCUCUUAUGAUUCAGAUAUUAAAAUGGAAAUGGAUCUCUUUGUGCGUUGUACUAAUCCUGCUGGCAAAAUUAUGCUAACCUUGUACAGUCCAUACUGGAUGAUCAAUAAGACGGGCAAGAUGCUCACCUACAAAUCGGAUUUGUCUUCAGUGGAACUUCUGUAUCAUCCACCCGAGUAUUCAGGCCCCAUACUGUUAGCCUUCCGUGAUAAGAUGUUCUAUGACAAGAAGAAGGCAGCCAUCCGCAUCGAAAGUGGGGAGUGGAGUCAGAAGAUCCCAUUGGAUGUGGCUGGUUCGAUUGGCGGCGUUACCUGCACUGCAAACAAUCAAACCUACCAAAUUGGCGUGCACAAUCAUUUGACGAAUAAUUCGCUGACCAAACAGAUAACCUUCAUACCGUUCUAUAUAGCGCACAAUAAAUGCAGAUAUACGAUCGAAUUGCAAGAGCUUAAUCGUCCCGGCGAUCCUUGGCUAGCAUUAAAAGAACACGAGUAUAAGCCGCUGUGGCCUAAAAGCGAUUCAGUGCACAAACUUAUUGUGCGCGUGGGCAAGCAGACAACGCCAGCCUUUGACUACACCGAGGUGACCUGUACGCUGCUCAAGCUGAACAACAGUCCCUAUGGCGGCGUCAAUGUGGAUGUUCAGUCCACAGAAGGUGGCGUCUAUUUGACAUUCACCGAAUACCAGCCAGCAGAGGCGCCCGGCUUGAUCAUCAAUCAUACCAGCAGGGAUAUUAUCUACUACGAGAAGAACACCGAAAUAAUGAACACCCUGAAAUCAAAACAUAGUGUUCUAUUCGCUUGGGGUGACCCGACAGGUGCCAAGAUCUUGGUGUUUGGCAAGGAUAAGCAGGAGACCGAUUUGAAACGCGAUCACAUUGAUAAUGUUAUACUGCAGGAUGACAGCAUAGCAUACUGGGUAUCCUUCCUCUAUGGCAUGCAGCGUGUCCUAUUGAUCACCGAAGUUGAAUCGAUUGCCAAGCGAACGGAGAGCUCUGCUGCACUGCAGACUAUAACGCGUAGCAUUGAUUUGCAUAUACAUGGCAUCGGCCUAUCGGUGGUUAAUAAUGAGGCUGCCCUGGAUAUACUCUAUUUGGGCAUUACUAGUUCGGGCGUAGUCUGGGAGUCAAGAAAGCCAAAUAAGAAACGUUUCAAGGAGAUGACCAUGCACGAUUCCGAUCUGAUCGAAGCCGAGUAUCAACGCUAUCUGGUGCACAAGUCUGUUAAGGAAGUCCAUCACUAUCUACUGGGUAACAAAUUUCCGCUGAACUUUAACACAAUGACGAUCACCAAACACAUCGAGCGUCGUUUGCGUCGCAACUUUUAUCCAGCCAUUUGGGUGUCGAGCAAAUCAUCGCCUUUCCAGAAUCAAUUGCAUGUGAAAAUUAAUCGCAUACAAGUGGACAAUCAGUUCAUUGAUCCCAUAUUCAGUGUGGUAUUGGCACCGAUAGCACCACCUAAGAGUGUGGCCACAACUACGUCGAUGAAGCCCUUUAUCGAAUGCAGCGUGGUGCAGCGUGUGAUACCCAAUUCAGAUGUGAAGCAAUACAAGUAUGCAUCCAUACUGAUACAGGAGUUUCACUUUAAAGUGGAUAUAGUGUUUCUAACGGCCAUUGCGGAGAUGUUCUCGAACGAAGUGUCCGAUGAACAGGCGGCCAAACUGUUCCGCAACGACGUAGAUUCCAUUGAGCUGCCGUUAUCUACCUUCUUUGAAAAGCAUUCGCAGCAGGAGCAAAAGAAUUUCUAUGAUAAUUUGCAUUUGAGUCCAUUGAAGAUACAUGUUAGCUUCUCCAUGGCUGGCUCCGAUACAACUUCGCUGCCCGGCUUCCUCGGCACACUGGUCCAAGGUGUGGGCGUAACACUAACGGACGUCAACGAUGUCGUCUUCCGUUUGGCCUUCUUCCAGCGUGAAUAUCAGUUCUUUACCCAACAUCAGCUGGUCAGCGAGGUGACCUCCCAUUAUACGGGUCAGGCACUCAAACAGCUCUAUGUUUUGGCCCUGGGUCUGGAUGUUCUGGGGAAUCCAUACGGCUUGGUGGUGGGUCUUAAGAAGGGAGUCGAAGAUUUGUUCUAUGAGCCGUUCCAGGGCGCCAUUCAAGGACCUGGCGAAUUUGCAGAGGGUCUGAUGCUGGGCGUCAAGUCACUCUUUGGUCACACCGUGGGCGGCGCUGCGGGCGCCAUGUCUAAAAUCACCGGCGCCAUGGGCAAAGGUCUAGCUGCUUUGACCUUUGAUGAACAGUAUCAACGCAAACGUCGAAGGGGCAUGCACAAUAAACCAAAGAAUUUCCAUGAGGGACUCGCGCGCAGCGGCAAGGGUCUGGUCAUGGGCUUUGUUGAUGGCGUGACGGGCGUGGUAACUAAGCCAGUUACUGGCGCUCGCGACGAAGGCGUAGAGGGCUUCUUCAAGGGUCUGGGCAAAGGCGCAAUCGGCCUGGUGGCGCGUCCAACUGCUGGGGUUGUGGACUUUGCCAGCGGCAGCUUUGAGGCAGUCAAACGCGCCACCGUGGGCAUCGAUGAUUCCAAACGUUUGCGUCCGACACGCUUCCUACAUUACGACUAUGUGCUGCGUCCCUACUGCUUUAACGAAGCGCAAGGCUUCAAGAUGCUUAUGGAGGUAGACAAAGGCAAAUAUGCGGAAACGGACCAUUUUAUACACUGCGAGGAGAUUGUGAGCAAAACCGAAUUUCUUAUAAUUACCAAUCAUCGUUUGCUCUACGUGCAACGCAAUGAAAUGUUCGGAGUCUGGAAUUCCUUGUGGUCGUAUCAGUGGACUGAAGUGGACAGUUUUAUGAACAACGGGCGUGGUCUACAGUUCAAGGUGAUCGGCCGCGAAACCAAGCGUAUAAUGGGCCUGUUCUCACCGAAAGAAGCGUCCACCAAAGUCGUAUUGGUGCCCGAUGAACGGAAACGCGAAACUCUGUUGGCUAUAGUGGAAUCUCAAAUGCGGGGAAACAAUCUGUUGCGUUUGCCCACCUCACGCUAUUCGGCGCGUGUUGCUUCGUAAAGCGAGGCUUAUU
Drosophila hydei is the source of this 10359-nucleotide messenger RNA. RefSeq names its product vacuolar protein sorting-associated protein 13 (gene Vps13). Gene Ontology annotation, cellular component: extrinsic component of membrane. The record is from RefSeq and is a predicted model, not a curated record. Bases 411 to 10346 code for a protein of 3311 amino acids. The transcript has 29 exons. Gene Ontology annotation, biological process: protein targeting to vacuole; protein retention in Golgi apparatus. NCBI's taxonomy places the organism in Eukaryota, Metazoa, Arthropoda, Insecta, Diptera, Drosophilidae.